AUGGAGGACAAAGGCGAUGUUCCCAUGAUGAAUGGCUACGACGAAACGUCUCAUUUGCCCAUAUCAGAAGAUGAAGAGAAGAUUCUCGCACUCUAUGACCGAUUACAAGAACUUCGACUGGAAAUUGCCGUUAUAAAUGCUCAACAAUCUCAACAGUCAGAGAACACUACAUCGUAUACCGAUGAAGAAACACAAAAGGCACAAUCAGAACUUCUGGAGACAAGAGCACAAUAUAUUCUCAGAAACGAUGUGACUGAAGCCGUUGUGACAGCCAAUCCUAUACUCAAAGCUGUUCACAGCAACGCAGAAACAGCUCCCAUCGAGCGUGCCCUUCUGCCAUACAUUGAACGCAGAGAUAAUGCAUCUAUAUCGGUCGCGACGCAAGCCUCUCAGACGAACACGGUAUGGAAGACGUUGACAACCGUUCAGAGUGACACACUGCGGAAAUCUCGGCAAAACGUCACUUUGGCAGCAGAGCUGUUUGAGUUGGCAGAUCAAGCAAAGCUCAAGAAGAGAGUCAAUCCCAACAAUUCAAAAAUGAUGGAGGAGCAGGAGAGGUUGGAGGCUGAUGUCAAGGCGAGCAAGCAGAGAUGGCGGGUCAUGAAAGGUGUGGCUGGAGGUAUAAUUGUUGGUAGUGGCGUUGACUGGGUUCAAGACGAUGAGCUGCGGGAUGCUGUACUCGAUCCUGAGACUGAAGAAUGA
Messenger RNA from Fusarium coffeatum, 702 nucleotides. RefSeq lists its product as uncharacterized. Bases 1 to 702 code for a protein of 233 amino acids. Gene Ontology annotation, cellular component: kinetochore. The transcript is spliced from 3 exons. NCBI's taxonomy places the organism in Eukaryota, Fungi, Ascomycota, Sordariomycetes, Hypocreales, Nectriaceae. The record is from RefSeq and is a predicted model, not a curated record. Gene Ontology annotation, biological process: kinetochore assembly.